GAGCUACAGAUGGCGUUUGGGCAUCAUAGCAGCAUUUGUGUUUCGGCUUACUUCAGCAUCACUAUAUAUUCAAUCGUUUCAAAUGUAUAUAUCACUAAAAUACCCUUGUUAUAACUAAAUAGCACCGUACAAAUAGUAAAUUGUUUGUAGCCCAACAGAGUGCAACAGUACCAAAUUACAUUUAGAGUUAACAUUUUAGAAUAGCCUUCAGUCAAGCAGUUAGCGGUUAACAUGGACAUUGGCAAUGAGAUGCACCAACAGUUCAUAAAGGACUUUAUCCAGUCUCUGCAGGCGGGCAGCGAGGACAGCAACAGCAAUAGCAACAGCAACAGCUGCAUGCAGAGCAACAGCCGGAGCCUGAGUGACUCCUCACUGAAUCCCAAUGCGGCUGAGUUUGUGCCUUCCUACAUGAAGAGCAGCGAUGCUGACGAUGAUGAGGAGCCACAUCAAUAUCAGCGGCAGGAGCAAAAGCCAUCGGCCAGCUCUUCAACAACACUGGUGGAAAAUACACUGAACCGCAUACAGCGCCAGCUCUAUAAUCUGAUGAAUCAGCUGGGCAACCAGAACUUGCCGCUAACGCAAAUUCGGUUCACUCUGGCACCCAAUGGCCAGGGCAUCAAUGUGCAAUUCAUGGCGCUGGACAGCGGCAAGCGACAAUCGUUGAAUAAGCAUCUUUGUAAUUCGGCCGCAUUUCGCCUGGAGAUCGGCGAUGUUGCAGAGCACAACAAUCGACCUGGCCAUUCCCUGGCUGCACAGUUCUUGAGUCGCAUGGGCAACGUUCUGAACGAUAAGAGCGAAGGCAAGUUGCCGUCGAUAUGUCCCAAGUGCACGGCCUUGCCGAAAAAGCGCAGCUUCACCGAGCUGGAAAUAGACCGUCAGAUCGAGGACAUUAAGGCGUUCGAGAAGUUGAUUAAUGAGGAUGCCGGCGCACGCUAUCAGGACGCAUUUAAACAGCUCUGCCAGAAACUGGGCCUAAGCACAAACGGCGGCCAGGCGCUGGAUUUUGAGUCUACAGAAACUGUUCCGCUGGCGAUAAACGAGAUCAAUAAUGAUGACAGUGAAGUGCCAUUUAAUGAAGAUGAGCUGUCCACUUUGGAAUGGGAUCCAUAUAUGCCGGAAUUAACGACGAUGAAGGUUUAUGGAUACUCGGCUCCGAGUGCCACCGAUGUGCACGUCAACGAUCAAGGAGAUCACCAAAAGGUGCACCAAGAGCAGCUGUCGCUGAAAGAAGACUAUGAGAUGGACGCGCAAACACCAGCUAUGUCAACAACCACAGCUCCUGUGUCCACAGUCUAUCCAAAGCUGUACAAGGUGAAUCAGGUAAAAUGGACCAGUUCGCCGGGGCCGGGGCCGCGCAAAACCGGCACCCACAAGGAGAAGGAGAGCAAAAUACAGCGAUGGCGGUACAGUUCACCAGCAGCAGCAACAACGCCAGCAUCAGCUGCCACACCGUCAGUAAGCGCUACAUCAACAACAGUAGCAGCACCAGCAGCAGCAACAAAUGCCGCCGCAACAGUUACUUCAGCCGGAAGUGCCACAGGAUCGGCGUCUAAAAAGUUGCCGGAGCGUGGUCAUCUAAAUGGCAAUCGGAUCAAGCGCGCAUAUCAGUGCACAAUGCAGCCCAAAACUGGAAAUGCGGGCAACAUGUCCGAGGUGACGGCCAGUCAAAUAGCCAAGCCAAGCUCCAACUACAAGCAGGAGCCGCGUUCACAGAUCGGUAUGCCCAAGCAGCAGCUAGACCACGUCCAUGUUAACAAGUUAAACAAGGCAGCUACCUUGAGCCGCACAGCCGGCAUAGGGUCAACCCAGGGCACCAAGCAUAGUCCUGCAGGAGGAGCUCAGCGAAUUGUGGCGCCACGUAGCACCCAUGCAUCCCAGAUGCGACAGUCCGAGGUGAAGCGCCGCCUCAACCUGAUGCGUGGUGACAACGAUACCGAUGUCCAGUUCAAUGAGUAUCUGUUCAAAUGAGCUAGUCUUAAAAAUUGUUUCAUAAUUGUGUUGUUCGUAACAGCAUGUCUCUGGCAUAACGGUCUUCUUCUUCUACUUAUCAAAUAUGUUGCGAAUCAGCAGAUGCAGCUUAAUUUCUAUCAACCAGUUAGUUUGUUAGUCCUGCCGAACUAGUUCUCUCUCUAUACAUAUAUAUUCAUUUAUAUGUAUAUAUAAAGCACCCACUAUAUAUUUUUUACUUAGCUGAGCUUAAGCUGCGAAUUCAAUAAGAUUGUUAAGCAUUCAACAGGCAAUGAUUGUGUUGUUAUAUAAUAUCAAAUUUUCGUUUUUUAUUUCUGUAAGCCCAAUAAAUAUGUAGCAA
Messenger RNA from Drosophila novamexicana, 2308 nucleotides. RefSeq lists its product as uncharacterized. Bases 232 to 1968 code for a protein of 578 amino acids. The record is from RefSeq and is a predicted model, not a curated record. The transcript is spliced from 3 exons. NCBI's taxonomy places the organism in Eukaryota, Metazoa, Arthropoda, Insecta, Diptera, Drosophilidae.